Messenger RNA from Wasmannia auropunctata (little fire ant), 515 nucleotides. Its product is annotated as probable cytochrome P450 6a14. The record is from RefSeq and is a predicted model, not a curated record. NCBI's taxonomy places the organism in Eukaryota, Metazoa, Arthropoda, Insecta, Hymenoptera, Formicidae. The transcript is spliced from 2 exons. The coding region runs from base 11 to 421 and encodes 136 amino acids. Gene Ontology annotation, molecular function: monooxygenase activity; oxidoreductase activity, acting on paired donors, with incorporation or reduction of molecular oxygen; heme binding.
UGCAGAGACUAUGAGAAAAUAUCCACCUCUUCCUAUCUUGAAUCGCAUUUGCACCAAAGAAAUAAACUUACCAACAAUAAAUGUUUGCGUGCCAGAAGGGACAUUAAUAACUAUUCCGGUGCUUGGACUACAUCGAGAUCCGUCAAUAUAUCCAGAUCCAGAUAAAUUUGAUCCUGAACGAUUUAACGCAGACAAAGUAAAAGAAAGGCAUCCUUAUGCUUUCAUACCAUUCGGAGAAGGUCCGCGAAACUGUAUUGGUAUGCGGUUUGCCUACGUGCAAAUAAAAAUUGGACUCGUGAGUCUUCUGUCAAAAUACAAGUUUAAACUUCACUCCAAAACUCGGGUCCCAAUCACUUUUACUGAAAAAUCUAUGACCCUCUUAGCGAAAGACGGAAUAUAUCUUAUUAUCGAACCAAGAUAACGUAAUAACACUUUUACAUAAAGCAAAAAUGUUUUUAUUCUUUACUUUUGAAAAAUAUGUAUUAAUGAAUUAAUCAAUAUUGUUUAAUAUACGA